UAUCAAAUACUAACCUACAAUGUAUUGAGUUUCUUGUGAUGACCUUAAAAAAACGAAUCUAUUAAUAUUGGCGAAUGUAUGGCAGGGCUAUUUUUAAAAUUGACUUGAGAUGAUCCAAGAUUCCAAAUCUUGGAAUGAGACGACCUAUUAUUAUGAUAUAAUCCAAAUUCCAGUGAAUACAUUUUGUCAGGGUUUGAACUCGCUCGUUGCGAGCAUAGAAGAGUAUAUCGUAAACACAGUGGAGCACCUCAUUCUCGCCUGCGUCUUGUACGUGGCGUUAUGUAUUCUGUUAUAUUUGGCCGCUACCCGAUGGAAGCUGUUUACAUUUACAAGAGAUAUGCGGAACGCUCGAAGAAUACUGUUCGUAACCGCCCAUCCAGAUGACGAAGUUAUGUUCUUCGGACCGACUCUUAUGCAUUACGCUCAGAAGCAAAAUUGUACAGUGUAUUUGUUGUGUUUAUCUUCCGGCAAAAAUUAUGGUAUGGACAAAAUCCGUACCAACGAACUUUUUGAGUCUUGUAAGUUGUUAGGUAUGGAACAAGAAAAUGUGUUUGUAUAUAAUAAUACUAACUUACCUGAUUCAAUGGACGUGAGAUGGCCGCUGGAGCUUGUGUCAAAACAUAUUUUAUACUAUGUAGAGGCAUUCGAUAUCACGAAUUUGGUAACCUUCGACAGAUACGGAAUUUCAGGGCACCCGAAUCAUUGUAGCAUAUACUACGCGGUUGCAAACUUAGUGAUAGAUCGGCAGCUACCAAAGAAUUGCGGAGUUUUCGUUUUGGAAUCUGUGAAUAUUUUCAGAAAAUAUUGGCUGGUUUUGGACUUACCAUUGUCAUUAAUUUUGUCAAGGUUCAGGUACAUGAAGGGUUUUUCUCAAAGAAAAGUCAUUCACAGAGCGAUGAGGAAGCACAAGUCGCAGAUGGUCUGGUUCCGUCGGUUGUACAUGUGCGUUUCGAGGUACAUGUUGAUAAAUACCUUGCAACAGAUGAAUCUAGUUGACAUUGAACUAGAUUUGGAGCUGGAGGACUAAUCCUCAACUUUUUUUGUAUAUAAUAAGCAAUGGUGUAUUGACUUUUUUCCAAAAUUCAUGGUGUAUGUAUGUACAUAAUCGUUUUUUCUUUUUUGUACAGGUUUUUUUUUAAUUUUUUGCUUUCCCAAAAGGAUUAUUAACCUUUUUAUUUGAUAUUGCUCUAUUGUAUAAAGCAGAAUGGAAGAUAUUUAUUUCUUUACCAUAAGCUGGUUAUUUUCAUUCGCUUGGGUAGUCUACCUCUGCAUAUUUUAUGCUAAUAUCGUGCCAAAGAAUUUCACAUUGUUGAGUUUUGUUUGUGUAAAAAAAAACUGUCGGAAAAAUGGUAAAUACAUUUUUAUCAUGUA
Cylas formicarius (sweet potato weevil) is the source of this 1371-nucleotide messenger RNA. RefSeq names its product N-acetylglucosaminyl-phosphatidylinositol de-N-acetylase (gene PIG-L). Bases 110 to 1027 code for a protein of 305 amino acids. Gene Ontology annotation, cellular component: endoplasmic reticulum. The record is from RefSeq and is a predicted model, not a curated record. Gene Ontology annotation, molecular function: N-acetylglucosaminylphosphatidylinositol deacetylase activity. Lineage: Eukaryota; Metazoa; Arthropoda; Insecta; Coleoptera; Brentidae. Gene Ontology annotation, biological process: GPI anchor biosynthetic process. The transcript has 4 exons.